GCGAUUGAAUGUUAUAGACCUGGAUUUCACCAACUGCGAAUCGAAAGUUCGAACCCAAACCCCCAUUCCGCCCCGACAAAACCAUAAGAACCUCUCCCGCAGCAUGCCCAAAUAAUUGGUCGACGGCAGAUCGCCUACGGGUUGCGCUCAACAGAUGGCAGCGCAAUAACUAAGGUAGUUGGUAUUUAGUACUAUUUGUUGGACAGGAAACAGAGGGCGAUCAGCUGUCACCCGUCGUCCGCCGCCAUGGCUGAGAGAACCGUGUCCGAGGACACACCCCUCCUGUCCUCCGGUCCGUCAUCCGGACCCGCCCGCCCAACGAGGCCCCCUCGGAACGUCACCUUCAAUCCGAACCCCGUCACCAAGACUAUUGAGCCCGAUGUUGCGUACCACCACCCCCACCAACCACACCCACACCGGUUGCCAGUAGGCCCUCCGAGUCCCUCAGCCAUCAGCACCGGCGGCCUAGGCGGCGGCCCUCCCAUGCUGUCCGCCCUGAACAGCAGACUGCGCCGACGGAACAGCCAUGGCGGCUCCUCUCCGGGCCCAAACAGCGCUGGCUUGCCCGUGGUUGCGUCCAACGCGGCAUUGCCCAAGAUUGGCCCGCAACGCAGUACCAAGAAUGCCCAGAAACUCAAACUACUCCCAAACCCCGAGCUGGAAGACAUUGUCGACGAGGAGAGCGGCCGCGAUGUCUACGCGCAGUACACCCGCAUCAAGGACCCCACGGCCCGGCGAGACGCCGCUCGCCUCGGCAAAGCAGACCGCGACCGGUUACCGCGCGUUACGGCUUACUGCACAGCAAACCGCUACCAGAUGGACGGCCUACAGCGCUUUCUGAAGGGGAAGGGGAAGGCCAGGGGGGCGAACCCCAAGCUGAUCGACGAGUGCAUCUACACGCCCUACAGCUACAGCUCGAAGCAGGUCGAGGCCGCACGGAAGGAGAGGUUCUUGGACGUGCAGUCGAACCCGGAACGACGACACUCGACAGGGAAUAUCCACGACCUUGUCAGCGAAAGCAGCCAUUCCACCCUCGGCGACGGGCUUUCGGAAAGCCAAGAUACCGCAGACGACGACAUCCUCGUCCAUGAACACCAAAUUACAGACGACAUGCCGGUCGGCGAACCUGCCGACUUUGACAUACACGUCCACACCCCCGAAGUUUUCCUGUUCGACUACGGCGUCGUUGUAAUAUGGGGCAUGUCAGCAGCCCACGAGCAGCGUUUUCUCAAGGAGAUCUCAAAGUUCGAAGUCGAGAAACUCGCACCGGACGACGUUGAGACGGAGAAAUUCAACUUUUACUAUACCCACGAGUACCAAGCCCGCAUCUACAACGAUUUUAUCGCCCUGCGCGACAAGAACAACUACAUGAGCAAGCUCGCCAUCUCGCACGCCCUGGCCCAGAGCGUCAAGACCUCCCUCUUCGAGGAACUCAUCGCCUCCACCAUCGACACGUGCAAGGACAUUCCCGCGCAGCUCGCCCUGACCGGCACCAUCGCGCUGUCGCGCUCGCAAAUCAACAUGCAGAUCGGCGAGCUCUUCAUCUUGAGGAUAAGCAUCCACCUCAACGGCUCCGUGCUCGACACGCCCGAGUUGUUCUGGGUCGAGCCCCAGCUCGAGCCCGUCUACCAGGCCGUGCGCAGCUACCUCGAGAUGGACCAGCGCGUCGGGCUGCUGACGGAGCGGCUGGAUGUCAUUGCCGAUUUGCUGGCCGUGCUCAAGGAGCAGUUGAGUCAUGGCCACGGCGAGAAGUUGGAGUGGAUUGUAAUUAUCCUCAUCGCCGCGGAGAUUGUCGUGGCCUUGGUCAACAUUAUUGUCGACUUGUACGUGGGCGUUGAGUGACCCUGAUUUCAUCAAGGAGUUCUUGACUUUACUCGGUUCAUUUGGCCUGGCGUAUGGAGUUCCAAGACGGAAAAGCCGUCCAUUGUUCCAUGGGUUGGCUGGGGGUCCUUUGAUUCGGAGAAAUUGUGUGAUUCGGAGACCUUCUCUUUCCUCCUCACCGUUUUCCACGAUGCCAUGGGGAACGGUUGCCUCGAGGCAAGGCAGCAUAGCUCAUCAGCGUCAGACCACAGCACUUUACUGUACUCUAUAUAUGUAUAACGUUAACAUACUAUGUAUUGCAGAUAGAGAAGCGCUUCACGGCAAGCACACAGGCCGCAUAUGUGUACCAAAAUGGAUGAACAUUCGUCACCUG
This is a messenger RNA of Parathielavia appendiculata, 2194 nucleotides long. RefSeq names its product DUF155-domain-containing protein. The record is from RefSeq and is a predicted model, not a curated record. Lineage: Eukaryota; Fungi; Ascomycota; Sordariomycetes; Sordariales; Chaetomiaceae. Bases 247 to 1842 code for a protein of 531 amino acids. The transcript has 3 exons.